Molecule: messenger RNA, 4578 nt
Organism: Lodderomyces beijingensis
Lineage: Eukaryota; Fungi; Ascomycota; Pichiomycetes; Serinales; Debaryomycetaceae
Source: the annotation of a GenBank genome assembly
AUGAGCAGGGUCCAACGGUCAAACAACCGCAUGUUCAACGACGAGACGGAGUUGGCAGAUUUUCAAAGGCCGGAGCAUGCACAUCUAAAAGGCGCUCAUAACCGCGAUGCACCCCUUCACCGCCACCACCACUACUACAACAACUACAACUACGUGGAAAUGACCGAGACGAGUAGGGCCCCCCUGCUACAUUGGGAGGCCCCAAGGGCUCAGGCUCCCAUAUACAGCAGAAAGGACCUCAUGAGGAGGUUCACGACGAACUUCUCAUGCACCGAUCUGUCGUUGGAUGGAUUUGAAACUACAACUGCCAACCCUUACGAUUUGCAACCACAAAAGGAAGAAGCCGAGAUCCCAACACAACGAUACGAGAACUUGACGUGCUUGGAGAAACAGCCCGAGAUACGCAACGAGAAGAGACUAUUCUCGUGGUUGUUUUCGAAAAAAGUACCCGAAGUGCCAUGCGAAAGCGAGAGAGUCGAGUACCCUUGGCAUAAGACCAAUCUCUUUAUGCGGCUCGGUUUUUGGUGGUUGUGGCCCGUGUUGAAAAAAGGUUAUAAACGCACCUUGUACGCUGGUGAUCUAUUUAAGCUCACACGUGACUUGGAAGUCGAACACUUGCAUGAAAAAUGGCAAGCAAAUCUCAACAAGAUCUUGGCCAAACACCGAAAUAAAUGCAGAAACCAAGACGGCAACCAAAACGGAAACCGAGAUAAAAAUAGACAUCCAGACUCGGAGGAAUGGCCACCGUACGCAAUCCCUUAUGCUUUGUUUCUCACAUUUAAAUGGCAAUACAUUCUUUCAUGCCUAUGCCUCUCCUUGGCCUUUGUCUGCAUAUCCUGCUCGCCAUUGAUCACCCGGCAAUUGAUAGACUACGUCCAGUACAGAUAUUUCAGGGUUUACACUACUUACACUAGAGGGGUCGCAUUAACAAUUGGUGCUGUGGUAUUGGUGUUUGUCAAUGGACUACUUCUCAACCACUUUUUCCACAAUGCCAUGAUUUGCGGGGCGCAGUCAAAGGCCAUUUUGACAAAAGCAUUGUUGAUGAAGUCGUUUAAGUUGAGCGCAAAGUCAAAACACAAGUUCACCGUGGGGCGAGUCACCAGUUUGAUGAGCACGGACUUGUCGCGAAUCGACCUCGCGAUUGGGUUCCAGCCUUUGGUCCUUUGCUUCCCGAUACCUGUCAUAAUAUCAAUCACAAUCUUGGUUCUCCACAUUGGAGCAGCCUCGUUGGUGGGGAUCGGUUUAUUUAUAAUCUCGUUGGUGGUUUGCGUUUUGUUGACACGGAAACUAUACACCACGCGGGAAAAAGUUGUGCAAUUCACAGACAAGAGGGUGUCUCUAAUGCGGGAGAUUUUGAAUAAUCUCAAAGUCAUCAAGUUCUACGCUUGGGAAAGCGCUUACAAAGAAGCUGUUACCAAAGUGCGCAACAGCGAGAUGAAGCAUCUUUUCACAAUCAAGGUGUUGAGGAAUUUCAUCACGGCUUACGCGUUGACAUUGCCAGUUUUGACUUCGAUGAUUUCGUUUAUCACCAUGUGGGCCACGGGGAGCAUGAAGACACCCGGGGAGGUGUUUAGCUCCUUGUCAUUGUAUGCCAUUCUUGCUCAAGCCAUUAUGUUGCUCCCAAUUGCUUUGGCUACGGGGGCAGAUGCCUUGAUUGGAUUUAGAAGAUGUAACGACUAUUUAUCAGCAGAGGAGGAGUCCACCCUGAAUCUCAGAGUGCAGGUACUUGAACCGGAGAAAAAAUACUGGGGUAGGGGUAAAAGUAGUGACAACGUAGCCAUUGCUGUUUCCCACGCUGAUUUCAAGUGGGACUCUUUCCAGGACAGCUUGGAUUCCGAGCUCUGGGACUCGGAUGACAGCAAAAGCCGAGCCUCAUCGUACACAAAAGCCCGCGUUGAAAGUGAAGAAGACGAUGACGAUGAUGCCUCAAUUUCCACAUUUGCAUGUACAGAAGACCAGGAUCAAAAUUUUUUCGCAGGCUUGAAGGAUGUUAGCUUGCACAUAAAGAAGCAAGAGUUUGUCAUCAUCACGGGCGUGAUCGGGUCGGGCAAGACUUCAUUAUUGAGCGCUUUGGCGGGCGACAUGAGGUUGUCAAACCCAAACAGCGGGUUGAUUGAGAGAUACGGCGAAGUGCUAUUGUGUUCGUCUCCAUGGAUCCAGAAUGCAACCGUGCGCGAGAACAUUUUGUUUGGCAAACCUUAUGAUGCUCAAAAGUACAAACGAGUGCUCUUUGCUUGUGCUCUCGAGGAUGAUAUGCUUCUUUUACCAGCUGGAGACAAUACCGAGAUUGGAGAGCGUGGUAUAACCUUAUCUGGAGGCCAAAAGGCACGAAUCAACCUAGCUCGAGCAUGUUAUACUGAUGCGGACAUUCUAUUGUUUGAUGAUGUGAUAUCUGCUGUUGACUCAAAAGUUGCAAGACAUAUAGUGGUUCAUCUAUUUCGAGGCUUGCUCAAGGACAAGACCAUUGUUUUAGCCACGCACCAGCUAGGAUUGGCGGAUUUUGCAGACAAGGUGGUCUUUAUUGAGCGCGGGUCUGUAUCUGUUGGCUCGGUCGCUAAAUUGACGCGGGAGAAUGCGCAAUUUGGAAAACUUAUCCAACAUGUCAAGGAGUCGCGAGAUGCAGAAGCAGAUGCAGAUGAGGGCUUGACGAAUUCCGACUACCACGUGACCAUCUCCAACAAUGACAUUAAUCCGUUCCGGGGUGAUGUCGACCAAGAAGAUGUAAUGAGAAGGACCACCACCGAUGAAGAGCGCGCUACAAAUGCAAUUUCGUGGAAAAUAUACAAAAAAUACAUUGAGUUGGGCUCUGGAGUCUUUGGCAAAUUGGCGAUUCCCUGUUUUUUCGUGGUGAUUUGUAUUGCCACGUUUUUCCAAGUGUUUACAAACACCUGGCUCUCAUUCUGGAUCGAGAAGAAAUUUAGCGGGCGUGAUGAUCGGUUUUACAUUAUCUUUUAUGUGAUAUUUGCUGUUUUGACUGUGAUUUUCACGGGAAUUGAGUUUAGUAUGUUGGCCUACAUGCAAGAUUGUUCCGCCAAUUUCCUCAACUUGAAAGCGGUGAGCAAAAUCUUGCACGCGCCCAUGUCUUAUAUGGACACCACGCCAUUGGGAAGAAUUUUGAAUCGGUUUACAAAGGAUACCGACUCCUUGGAUAACGAGAUUGGGGAGCAGAUGAGAUUGUUUAUUUUCCCAUUGGCAUUGAUCAUCGGCAUCAUUGUCCUAUGCUCUAGCUACUUGCCUUACUUUGUCGCUGCCGUACCAUUCUUGGCAUUUGCAUUUGUAUUUUUAGCCAAUUUUUACCAAGGCUCGUCGCGGGAGAUUAAGCGAUUGGAGGCGACGCAGAGAUCGUUGGUUUACAACAAUUUCAAUGAGACUUUAACGGGGAUGGCCACCAUCAAAGCGUUCAAUGCCGAGUCCGACUUUAUCAAAAAGAAUGAUCGGUUCUUGAACAAGAUGAAUGAAGCCUACUACUUGUCGAUUGCAACCCAGCGUUGGCUCUGUGUCCACUUGGACGUCAUUACCUCAGCUUUUGCAUUGAUCAUUUGCAUGCUCUGCAUCACCGAGCAGUUCAACAUCAGUGCGUCAUCAACUGGGUUGUUGUUGAACUACGUGAUGCAACUAGUGGGAGUGUUGUCCUUGACCAUCAGGUCGAUGACCGCCGUCGAAAACGAAAUGAAUUCAGUCGAGAGAUUGUACGAGUACGCGUUCGAUUUGCCGCAGGAGUCUCCUUACACUAUUGUUGAAAACACGCCGCCACCAGAAUGGCCGGCUUCCGGGUACGUCACAUUCAAGGACGUCCAUCUCAGAUACAGACCGGACUUGCCGUUGGUGCUAAAAGGGUUGAGCGUGAAUUUCUACCCCGGUGAAAAAGUUGGAAUUUGUGGAAGAACAGGUGCAGGCAAAUCGUCCAUCAUGUCCGGGUUGUAUCGACUCACCGAGAUAGAACAGGGGAAGAUUGAAAUUGACGGCUUGGAUAUUUCGCGCAUGGGUUUGUUUGACUUGAGGUCGAAACUAUCAAUCAUUCCCCAGGAUCCCGUGCUUUUCCAAGGCACAAUUCGGAAAAAUUUGGAUCCUUUUAACGAGCAUAGCGAUUACGACUUGUGGAGAUCCUUGUCCGCCGCGGGCUUGAUUGAAAAGAGCCAAAUACCCCAGCUUUCUUCUUCUUCAGCGCAAUAUCUGCCAACGUCGUCGUCGGAGAUCAACUACAAGUUGCUUCACAAAUUCCACUUGGACCAAGUUGUGCAAGAUGACGGCGGUAAUUUUUCAUUGGGCGAGAGGCAGCUCAUUGCAUUGGCCAGAGCCUUGGUUCGCAAGGCGCAGAUUCUCAUCCUUGACGAAGCAACCAGUUCUGUUGAUUUUGCCACGGACCUCAAGAUUCAAAAUACGAUUGCGCGGGAGUUUAGAAACUGCACCGUGCUUUGCAUUGCCCACAGAUUGAAAACGAUACUAGACUACGACCGGGUGCUUGUGAUGGACAAGGGGCAGAUUGUUGAGAAGGGCGAGCCUUGGAAGUUGUUCAAUGAGGGCGGCGUUUUCAGGUCAAUGUGCGACAAGGCCAAUAUCGAUGAAAGUGACUUUUAA